AGCCAUUUUUACUGUUGAGUAACUGCAUGCUGGUCUGCCUGUGCUAGAGAGAGGGAGAGAGAGCGAGCUAGGGGAAUAAAGUGCUCCUCGUGGAUCUUAUCGGAGCUUUCUCCCCUCUCUCGCUUUCCCCUCUCCUCCUUGUACACCGCUUGGUUGCCAUUUGUGUCCAUUUAAGUUGGGGAGGCCCUGGAGAGGACACACAAUGGAGCGAAGAGCCUGUGGCAACUGGGCCGUUGUGCUGCCGAGAGGGGGAUGGGGUAGAGAGAGGACCGGUUCACACAGCUAACACAGCCUGCUGGCUGUAGGCUUCCACAGCCUGUCCUCCCCGCCUGGACCCACUGUUUCCAGGUUGGGGCCUUUUUCCUGGAACGGCCACGCUCAAACUCCGCUUGGACUACACUAAGGAUUACUCACUGUGUUCUGUGGGAUUUUAGUAUACAUACUGGAGCCCGAAGAAUAAAUCUCUCCUGUGUUUUGGAUGAGAGAAAAGGAAAAACAAACUUCAGUAUAAUUCUUUCGAGGCCUUUUUUUGUUUUUUUGGUUUCUGUUUCUGUUUAGUGGAGUUCAUAAAUGGAUUACAAGAUGCACGCCAAGUCAAACGAUUUGUUGGAUUUUCAAAAACUGGACGCCCUUCUGGAAAAAAUUGCACAUUCAGUCUCUGUGAAAAGAGAGUCCAGCGAGGAGUGCAAUGGGAUCAGUGGUGCUCUGUCAGUGGAGUCUGUGCCGGGGCCAAGACUGAACUGGUGUCCUGCCAACACCACUACCCCUGCCCCUGCUCCAGCUCCAGCUCCCGCUCAGGGGCCCGAGCCCAUGCCCAACCCUGUUAGAAUGGGGGACGGCCUGGACAUAACGCAGAUGUCGGGCAGCAGCAGCAGCAGCAGCCAGGGGCAGGCCCAGUUGAUGGGCAACCCCUCACCCCCAGAUUGCAUCAGUACCAACAGGCCAAAGCGCCAGACCAAUCAGCUGCAGUAUCUGCUCAAGGUGGUGGUGAAGGCCCUGUGGAAGCACCACUUUGCCUGGCCCUUUCAUGCACCAGUGGAUGCAGUCAAACUUAACCUGCCUGACUACUACUCAAUAAUCAAAACUCCGAUGGACAUGGGAACAAUCAAGAAAAGGCUUGAGAACAGUUACUACUGGAAUGCCCAAGAAUGUAUCCAAGACUUCAACACGAUGUUUACCAACUGCUACAUAUACAACAAGCCUGGAGAUGACAUAGUCUUAAUGGCUGAGGCUUUAGAGAAGGUUUUCCUCCAAAAGGUCACAGAAAUGCCUCAGGAAGAAAUUGAGAUUGUUGUCAUGACAGGGAAAGGACGUGGGCGGGGCCGGAGAGAGGGAGGUCUGAACUUGAAACCAGGGGCCAUCAUCGACUCUUCGUCCACGACUCCUCAAACCCGUGGUCUGUCCAACCUCUCAGCAGCACCACAGACCAGAGGACCAGUGCAGGGCCCGCCUUCACUACCUCCCCAGCCUUUGAUGCAGGCCCUCGUGCCACCAACGUUACCUAGCCAUGCGCCACAGCUCGGAGCUCCCUACUCCCUGGGCCAAUCAGACUGCGCUCCUCAAGUUCCCAUCAUGACAUCUGUGCCUCCCCCUGCUCAGACUUCCCUUCCCCCAGCGUCCAUCCAGAGCACUGCCCCCAUGCUGCAGAUCCCUAUGACCCUGACCAAACCAAGAAAGAGCCAGAAAAGGAAAGCAGACACUACAACGCCCACAGCAAAUGACCAACUCAGUGAAUCUUCGCCAGCAGAGUCCAAAUCUGGUAAGACACUACCCAGGCGAGAGAGUACCAGACCUACGAAACUGAUGAAGAAGGAUGCCCCAGACUCUCAGCAUCACCUAGGCAUGGGGAUAGGACUAAGCGGACCAAGUGGCGGUCAUAGCCCCAAACCACAGGAUCAGAUGGGAUAUUGUGCUGGUCUGGUUAGGGAGAUGGUGUCUAAGAAGCACGCUGCUUAUGCCUGGCCAUUCUACAAACCUGUUGAUGUGGAUGCACUGGGACUACACGAUUAUCAUGAUAUCAUCAAACAUCCCAUGGACCUCAGCACCAUCAAGGCCAAGCUGGAGAACAGGCAAUACCGGGAACCCCAGGAAUUUGCUGCUGAUGUACGAUUAAUGUUUUCCAACUGCUACAAAUAUAAUCCACCAGACCAUGAGGUGGUAGCUAUGGCACGCAAAUUACAGGAUGUCUUUGAGAUGCGCUUUGCCAAGAUGCCAGAUGAACCUGAGAGCAAGCCUCUGGUUUCUGCCCCAGCUCCUACACUUCACCAUCCUGCCCCUGUUAAGCCCCAGCCUCCUUUGGCCCAUGUCGCCUCAUCUUCAGACAGUUCCAGUGACUCGUCCUCUGAGUCCGAGUCUUCCACAGAUGACUCUGAAGAGGAGAGAGCCCAGAGGCUGGCAGAGCUCCAGGAGCAGUUGAAGGCCGUUCACGAGCAGCUGGCUGCCCUGUCCCAACCACAAGCCAGCAAACCAAAGAGAAAAGAGAAGGAAAAGAAAGAGAAGAAGAAAGAUAAGCAUAAGAAGAAAGGAAGCAUGCCUGGCCUUGUAGAUGAAAUCCAGGACGCUACACUUGUUUCCCAGCUGUCUAAGAAAACCAAGGCCAGUAACAAUAACAACAAAGAAGUUGUUCCGAAGAAGAAACCCAGUAAAAAGGAAGGGAUGAAAAGCAAUCAUCCUUCCAACCUGCCGCCAGUUCCCAGCUUGGAAGAUGACCUGGGGGCCGCUGGGUCAUCAGCUACAGGGGAAAAGUGCAAGCCUAUGACGUAUGAGGAGAAGAGGCAGUUAAGCUUGGACAUCAACAAGCUCCCUGGUGACAAGCUUGGCCGUGUAGUGCAUAUUAUCCAGUCAAGAGAGCCCUCACUCAAAAACUCAAACCCUGAUGAGAUCGAGAUCGACUUUGAGACGCUAAAGCCUUCCACUCUACGCGAGCUGGAGAGAUAUGUGUCUUCCUGCCUCCGCAAGAAGAAAAAGGCUCCAGUUGAGAAGACUGUGGAGUCCAUGGCUACUUCCAAAAAGACAGGAUCUUCUUCAGAGAGCAGCGGCUCCAGCUCAGACAGCGAAGUUGAGGGGACAGGAAUAAUAAAACAGCAGAAGAAGAAGGGCCAGUCUGUGAAGGAGGGGAAGAAGAUGCAUCUUCAUGCUCAGAGCGGCCCUGCUCAGCCUGGGCUUCAUUCCCAACCUGCAGGCCUUCAGUCCAGCAAUCAGAUGAAGCACCAUCAGCAGCAGCAUCAGCCAUCUCCUGCAAGCUUCAUGGCUCCCCCUGUAGCUGCUCUGGAAUCUUCCCAGCUCCUGGAGACUAGCUUUGAGUCCCUGCCACCUUUUGGCCAGCCCCUCAUGCAUCUGUCCCACCACACAGGCAACUCCUCCUCACCUCCACCUCCACACCUCAAUGCUCAUUCUGCUGGGCCCGUGUCCCCUGAGACCCACCCCUUCCUCAACCAGCAUCCCGUCCUCCCAUCUCCAGCCUUGCACAGUUCCAUGCCGCAGCAACCUUCUCGACCCAGUCACAAGGCAGCACCUCUUCAUCCCAAACCCCCUCAGCAGCAACCAGCACCUCCUCAGCAGCAGCCAACUCUGCAGCAGCAACAGCAACAGCAGCAGCAGCAGCAGCAGCAGCAGCAGCAGCAGCAGCAGCAGCAGCAGCAGCAGCAACAACAGCAGCAGCAGCAGCAGCAGCAGCAGCUGCAGCCUCAGUCAGCACCACCACCACAGCAUCAGCUUUCCUCUCAGAUCCUCCACCCUCCUCAACCUCUGCACCAGCGACCCAUUUCCCCCCCAACACUCACACCCCAAGGCUUACUGUCUUCCCAGCCUCCCCAGAUGCUGCUAGAGGAUGAUGAAGAGCCAGGGUCUACAACGCCUAUGAACCAAGUACAGCUAUACCUACAGCAGUUCCAGCAAGCCCGUCAGCCUCAGCUGUCCAUGCAGUCGCUCCAGGCGCAGGCUCGUCAGCAGCAGCAGCAGCAGCAGCAGCAACAACAACAACAACAACAACAACCAGGACAGACUUCUCUCCUGCAGUCUGUCCAGGGACAAUCUCAGCUCUCAUCUCAGACCACGCUGCCUCCUCCCCAGCUCCCUGUUCAGUCACAGGCUCAGCCAGCCCCAUCACAUCAGGCCCCACCCCAGCAGAUGCCUCCACAUCAUGCCCGUCACAUGCAGCACAGUCAGCAGCAACAACAACAACAACAACAGACACAACAGCAGCAACUGAACUACCAGCAGGGUCCUGGACUCACUGGUCAGUCCCAGGGAUCACAACACAAGGUAUCCAUGCCCACCAACAAAGCACAUCAGAUCAUCCAGCAGCAGCAAGAACAGCCCUCCCCUCGCCCGACCAAGGCUGACCCUUACAACACAGGUCACAUGAGGGAUAACCCCUCCCCUCUCAUGAUGCAUUCCCCGCAGCUUCCCCAGUAUCCGCCUGUGUCUCACCAGUCUCCACCUCACAAUAUGCAGCCUAAAAAGCAGAGAGCCCCUGGGAGCCAAGGUGGGUUAAAGGAAGAGAAACUUCCUCCAUCACCAGUGAUGAGAGGAGAGCCAUUUAACCCUGCAAUGAGACCAGAUCAUCACAAACACCCAGAUAACAAGCCUUCUCAACCAGGCCACGGCCAGCAGACAGAUGUGAAGUCCAUGGACAGCUCACGACCUGUCAUCCGCUCCUCUGAGCCCAGUGGGCUGACCUCCUCUCUGCAAGACAAGGAUAAGUUCAAGCAGGAGUCCAAGGCACCCAUUGUCCGCAAAAAAGUACAGGAUGUGAAACUAAAGAAUAUGGGCUCAUGGGCCAGCCUGGCACAGAAGUCCACAUCUACGCCCUUAUCUGCAGUGAAAUCGUCGAGUGACAGUUUUGAGCAGUUCCGUCGUGCUGCCCGGGAGAAAGAGGAGCGAGAGAAAGCGCUGAAGGCCCAAGCUGAGCAGGCAGAAAAAGACAGACUACGCAGAGAGCAGGACAAACUACGAGGUCGGGAUGAAGAGGACGUCAUGGAGCCAAGCAGAAGGGUGCACGAGGAGCCACGCAGGCGUAUGGAACAGCAGCACAUCCAAGCCCCUUCACAGCAACAACAACAACAGCAGCAGCAGCAGCAACAGCAGCAGCAGCAGGAGCCCCAGCCCCAGCCGACUGCCAUUCAGCCGCCUCCUCAACCCCCGACACCACCUCAGCCCUCCACACAGAACCCAUUAGACCAACAGAGGGAACUAGCACGCCGCCGAGAGCAGGAGAGGAGGAGGCGAGAAGCGAUGGCAGCGACUAUUGACAUGAAUUUCCAAAGUGACUUAAUGGCUAUCUUUGAGGAGAACUUGUUUUGAGGAGAGGAGCAACUGAAACGUAACUGCAAAAAAAAAAACGAAAAACAAACAAAAAAAACCCCCAACAAAAAUAAGACAUGAAAGACAGAAAAAAACGUGGAUGAUGUACAUUUCCUCUAAAGUGAGAUUUGGCGACCACAGACACAGAGGGACACGGACUGUAUGUGGACAUGACAGGUGCUUAGAGGCUCGGCACAGAUGCUGGAUGGGGCCGGAGCUCGCUUUGCCCCUGUGGACUGAACACACACAACACGUGGGGAUUGUCUCAUUGUUUUGGAUGUAAUUUCCUGGGAAUUUGUCUUGGUCUGCCUAAUCUCUCACAACUAGAGACAAACGGACCCCUGCUGGCACAGUUGCCUUUGUCACACUUGCUCCUAACAGUGUGCGUGGGUGCAACAAUAAUUGCAAGAGUAAAGACAUCCCAAUAACUAUGAAAAUGCUCUGAUAAUGUACUGACAGACUGUGCAGAGGUGUUUUGAAACUGCCAGAUGUCUAAGGUGAUGAAGAGGACUUGUCUUUUAUGUUCUGUUUUGUUUUGUUUGUUGUAAGUGAACACAUGAAAUGGUUUGGGGGUGGGGUGGGGCGGGGUGGGGUGGGCAACUUCCAUACUGUAAAUCAUGUAUAUUUCUCAGCAGAGAAGGUACACUUUGCCUUACACCUCUUUCCUAAACAGACCAUUAUGUUAUGUGGCCUGCACACAUGGACAAACCAAUAACAUUUACAACCAGGAGUAGGAGCAGUGCAGACCUUUUUCCAUCAUCUAGUAUCUACUGUAAAAAAGUAUUUUCUUAUACUACAAUAACUGUUUAUUUUGGAUCUUUUUUUUUUUUUUCCUUCUCUAGGUCUUUGAAUCUUCUCACCAACACACUCCGCCACUUAUGUCUAUGCCAAACAACCCAUUAUCUUUUAUGCUCAAUUACUUGUCCUAAAACACGAUAGGUAGCUAGUGGGGAAAGAAAAAAAAAACAAAACCCUGAAUAUAUGCAUUA
Messenger RNA from Toxotes jaculatrix (banded archerfish), 6293 nucleotides. RefSeq names its product bromodomain containing 4 (gene brd4). Gene Ontology annotation, cellular component: chromatin; nucleus. Bases 571 to 5304 code for a protein of 1577 amino acids. The transcript has 19 exons. Gene Ontology annotation, biological process: chromatin remodeling; positive regulation of transcription elongation by RNA polymerase II. Lineage: Eukaryota; Metazoa; Chordata; Actinopteri; Toxotidae. The record is from RefSeq and is a predicted model, not a curated record.